Molecule: messenger RNA, 596 nt
Organism: Colletotrichum acutatum
Lineage: Eukaryota; Fungi; Ascomycota; Sordariomycetes; Glomerellales; Glomerellaceae
Exons: 1
Coding region: 142-531 (129 amino acids)
Source: RefSeq, a predicted model, not a curated record
GCCGAAGAUAUUGCGGGAGAGGAACCAUAGCCUCGGUGCGACCUAAAACCACAACGACAUCACAAACCAUUACGUGAUGUUCUGGCCCCAGUGCGCUGCCCAUCUUUUGCAUGCCACUAACCUUCGGAUGCCCCGCAAACGAUGACUCGAGUACCUUACGGACUUGGACUUUUGGGAGGGGGGCUAAUUAUGCCGACAGCUUUCGGUAUGACUGCGGCAUGCGAUUGUAUGCAAAGACAUGUGUCUUUCGCCAACACCGUAUUUGCGCCUUACUGCAACGCUGCGAGAUGCCGAACUCCACCGAAUCUCCAGGCUCAAAAGAAGGAAGGAGAUGAGAUCCGCGCCGGCUCGCUAAUCCAUGCAUCCCGUCUCUCUGAUGGCACGUUUCCAGAACGCGCGUUUAUAUCCUUCCAACGAAAAGCCGCCCUGCCACACCACAAUGACCUCACGUCAAGAGUAAGGGCAACGUGCUCCAAGAUAAUUGCCCGAAAUGUCCAAUAUCCGAUAGCUACUAUGCGUAAGCGGAGCUAGGAGGACGGUAAUUGCAAUGGAAGGUUUUCGUCUCUUCAAACCCCAAGCAACCGCGGAUUCCAUCU